Molecule: messenger RNA, 903 nt
Organism: Camellia sinensis
Lineage: Eukaryota; Viridiplantae; Streptophyta; Magnoliopsida; Ericales; Theaceae
Source: RefSeq, a predicted model, not a curated record
AUGGGGGACUGUACUAUUGCUUUGACUAGAGAAUUCAAAAAGAUGAAGCCACCAGUGUUUCAUGGUGGAAUUAAACCAUUGAAGGCCGAAGCUUGGGUAUUAGGGAUUGAGAAGUUGUUUGAAGUAUUCCCAUGUACCGAAGCUCAAAAGGCUCGUUUUCUAGAGAUCUUUUACGAGAAAUACUUUCCGCAAUGUGUACGGGACAUAAAAGUAUCUGAGUUCAUGGAACUCAAGCAGGGAAACAAAUCAGUUGCUGAGAAUGUUGUUUUGUAUGUUGAUGUACUACCUUUAGAUAUAAGACAUUUUGAUGUUGUUUUGGGUAUGGAUUGGCUAACUAAAUACUAUGCAACUAUUGAUUGUGCUUUGAAACGAGUAAUAUUCCGACCUCCCGGGCAAGACGAAUUUUAUUUUGAGGAAAAAGGGGUAGUUCCACCACCAUACCUUAUAUCUGCCAUGAAAGCCCGAAAACUAAUCAAUAAGGGUUGUCAAGGGUAUUUGUGUAGUGUAACAACCGAACCAACUAUGGACUUUAUUCUAGACAAUAUACUAGUGGUGAAAGAUUUUCCUGAUGUGUUUUCAGACGAAUUACCUAGCCAACUUGUUAUUAGAGAGAUUGAAUUUACAAUUGAUGUAAUAUUGGGCACACAACCAAUUUCUAAAACUCCCUACCGUAUGUCCACUAUUGAAAUGAAAGAAUUGGAAACUCAGUUGCAGGAAUUGCUUCAUAAAGGAUUUAUUCGUUCAGGUACUUCGUCGUGGGGAGCGCCAGUUCUUUUUGUGACGAAGAAAGAUGGGACCUUUCGACUCUGUAUUGAAUACAGAGAACUCAAUAAGGUAACAGUGAAGAAUAAAUAUCCGUUGCCACGUAUUGAUGAUUUAUUUGACCAGUUACAGGGGGCCUAG